This is a messenger RNA of Cydia amplana, 1022 nucleotides long. Its product is annotated as phospholipase A1 member A-like. NCBI's taxonomy places the organism in Eukaryota, Metazoa, Arthropoda, Insecta, Lepidoptera, Tortricidae. Gene Ontology annotation, molecular function: lipase activity. The coding region runs from base 101 to 1000 and encodes 299 amino acids. The record is from RefSeq and is a predicted model, not a curated record. Gene Ontology annotation, biological process: lipid catabolic process. The transcript has 2 exons.
AUUAUUCUAUCCAAUUUCAGGUCCAGGCUCCUUAAAACCAGCUGUUUUCAAGCCUAAAACUCUAGAGAAACUGUCCCUUUCCGUCCUGGGUCCCGGCAAUAUGCUCAUGGUAAAUUGGACCAAGUAUAGCUACUCACACGUUUCCAAAUUAGCCACACAUCAUGAAGUCGAUUUCGACAAGAAGACGGUUGUUCUACUACCCGGAUAUUUGGACUCGAUUAAUUACCCUACGAUGAGAACUAUGGGAACCAUUUAUAAAGAGUUGGGGUAUAAUGUUCUGUUGGUGGACUACUUCGAGCUUACGGCACAACAUUUUCCUAUUGCGGCGCGCCUUAUCAGACCCGUCGGCAGACACGUAGCCGAAAUGCUGGUAACUUUGAAAAACCACGGCUUAGACCCAAAAAAAUUGGAAAUAACUGGAGUCAGCCUCGGCGGAGCGGCCACAGGCUUCGUAGCCAAGCAUUACCAACAAUUAACCGGCCAAAACAUCUCCUCAAUCACCGCAAUGGACCCUUCUGGCCCUUGCUUCAGGCAUCUAGGACCUAAAGACAGACUAGACGCCUCUGAUGCAGAUUUCGUCCUUCAAAUCGCAACGAAUAUGGACGGUUUUGGCAUAGCAUCACCUGCUGGACACGUGACUGUCUUUGUCAACGGAGGGGAGUACCAACCUGGAGACAUUUGGUCAUUGCCAUGCCUUGUCAUUUGCAGUCAUCUGAGGUCAUAUUUCAUUUGGCUCUCAGCUUUGAUGAACCCAGGAAUAUUUAUAGCUAUACAGUGUGAUUCUGUGCAGCAAGCUAGAGAUGGAGACUGCUAUGAACGGCAUCCAAGAGUCACGAACACCGUGGACUUAUUUACAGAUAGAAGUAAACCGGGCAUAUACUAUUUGCAUACAUAUAACAGGUACCCGUACGGUUUGGGGAAAAGAGGGUUGAAGAGGAAAUAUAAUGAAAUCACCAAGCACCUAAACUGGCUUAACCGUGAUGAUGUGUUGAAGGUUUAAUAAGUUUAUUGGGAUUAAGUAA